AUGGCAGAGAACAACCCCGAUGUAAUGAACCAAUUGGCAGCGAAGUUGGGUCUAUCGUCUGAGCUCCAGUUCUACGACGUCUAUUCUCUGGAUGAACCCGAACAACUCGCACAUAUCCCUCGACCUGCCCUGGCUCUGCUGGUCGUCAUUCCACUUACACCAGCUUGGGAUCGAAGUCGCAAGGCCGAAGAUGCUAACAAAGAAUCCUACACUGGCUCCGGCCCUGACGAGCCGGUCAUUUGGUUCAAGCAGACCAUCGGCCACGCCUGCGGCUCGAUCGGUCUGCUCCAUAGCGUGAUCAAUGGUCCGGCCGCCGACUUUAUCAAGCCUGAUUCCGAUCUCGCGGCGAUACGAAGCCUCGCCAUACCUCUGGAUAUGACGAAACGCGCCGAAAUGCUGUACAACAGCGAGCCAUUCGAACGUGCUCACAAGUCAGUCGAGCAGGCCGGCGACAGCUAUGCAGAUCCGACGAGUGAGCGUAAUGGUGGGCAUUUUGUGAGUUUUGUCAAGAGCGGUGGGAAGCUCUGGGAGCUUGAAGGGUCGAGGAAGGGUCCUCUGGAGAGAGGAAGUCUUGCUGACGACGAGGACGUUCUCAGUCCGCGAGCGCUUGACAUGGGCAUCAAGAGGAUCAUCAAGUUGAACGCGGAUGGAGGAGGAGAGAGCCUUCUUUUUAGCUGCAUUGCUUUGGCUCGCAGGCCUUAG
This is a messenger RNA of Aspergillus pseudoviridinutans, 702 nucleotides long. Its product is annotated as ubiquitin carboxyl-terminal hydrolase. The transcript has a single exon. The record is from RefSeq and is a predicted model, not a curated record. Gene Ontology annotation, cellular component: cytoplasm. The coding region runs from base 1 to 702 and encodes 233 amino acids. Lineage: Eukaryota; Fungi; Ascomycota; Eurotiomycetes; Eurotiales; Aspergillaceae. Gene Ontology annotation, molecular function: cysteine-type deubiquitinase activity. Gene Ontology annotation, biological process: ubiquitin-dependent protein catabolic process; protein deubiquitination.